UAUGAACACGCACCGUACCAUGAAAUAAUGUCAAAUGAAUAAUCGACAACGUUUGAUAUUUCGCGAAAGUUUCUGAAAAUACAUUAUAAUUUUUGAUACAUAAGAAAGUUUCAUUAACAAGCUUUCCUGUUUUCUGUGCUAGUACGAUGGAGACACCCGGGGCUCCUUCAAAGCAGAAACGACGCCCCCGAAAGUAUAAACCAAAGCAAGCUUUGGUUCAAGAAGCGAUCGUGCAGCAACCGAUUUCUCUUCCGACAACACCUACUCAAAGUCGAUCCAAGUCAACUACGACGAACAAAGAAAACAUUCAGAACACAACACAGGGUAAUAAUAACGCAAGUAAAAGGCGUCGCAAACGAAACAAAAACAAGAGUACAGAGUCCACAGUAGAAACGGUUAAACCAAUAUUACUGGAAGAUAUUUUUCCUGCUUCGCACAUCUAUAACUUGGAAAAUCAAGCAAUACCAAGAAAGGGUACAGUUGGUUCAGUUCAAAGCAUCGUAAUUCCCAAGCAACAAUAUCGUCAAUCAGUGUCAACCAAGGUUGCUGUUGUUGAUAUUGCCACAGAGCUAAUAUUUCCCAAUUCAAACGAAGCACAAUUCGAAACUAAUACCUGCUCUGUUAAAAAUAUUCCUGUGAAAGAUAUAUUUCCCACCUCAUCAGUGUAUGCCUUUACCGAUAAUGCUAUUCCUAGAAAACUGAAAUCAGCUAAGAUUGAACAACAAAUAAAGUGCAAUAAACCUUCAAUCACAUUUCCAGGAAUAGAAAACAUUUCUGUAGAACAGAUUUUCCCAGCUCUUCAGAAACAAAAUCCGCUGUCUGUUGAGAACACUAUGGAUCCUCCUAAGACGGAAAAGACCCGUGAGGAAAUCAUGGCCGAGCGUGAAGCCAAGAAGGCUGCUAAAGCUGCAGCAAAAGCUAAAAAUAAAGGAGACAAACCGAAACUGAACGAUCCCGCCUCCACUUCGCUACAAAAAUCAAACACAGACUCCAGUUUGUCCGAAAAGUUCUCAAAAAUGCAUAUCACAGAACAAGGGCACCCAAAAUCGAACGAUACAAAAUCUCGCAACGAGAACGACACAAUAACUAGAAAGUCUGAUGAAAAAGCACAAACUCCGAAAUUGGUAUCUGAUAGCGUAAAAGCUGAAGUCAAAGGGCCACUCAAGACAGGAACAACAAAAGCCGAACGGAGGGCUCUACAGGAAGCACAGCGGGCAGCCAAAGCAGAAGCUCAGACGAAAAAAACGGUUCCAUUAGUUAAAGAAAAAUCCAAUUCUGAACCGAUUUCCGUAAAGGAUUCCACACCCAAGAAAAUUGUAAAAAAAUCCACGAAAACGACAGACGUUGCUCAACAGCCCCACAUGGUUAAAUUGUUUAAUCACCUGUACACGAAAAAAAUCGCUGCUUCUGAAGUUGUGAAUUCAACUCAGCUCCAUCCAGCCAUCACCAAGCUUGGGCUGCAGUAUGCUGAUGGUUACAUAGCUGGUUCGAAGGCUCGGUGUCUAGCAUUCUUGAAAGCAUUAACGCAAAUGAUUCAGGAUUAUGAAACACCUCCGGAUAAAGAGUUUUCCCGAGGCUUCGAGGAGGCAUUGAUCCCGAACAUUGCGCAUCUACAAAAGUGCCGUCCGUUCUCCGUUUCGAUGACCAAUGCUCUCAAGUAUAUCAAAAUGUAUUCGCGACAACUGAACUCAAAGGAUCCCGAUUCCGACCAAAAGGAGUUUCUUCUAGAUGCCAUCGAUACUUACGUUCGGGACCAGAUAGAAAAGGCCGAGGAGGCAAUUAGCAUAUCCGUGCAGGAGAAAAUCUACGACGGUGAUGUGAUUCUCACCUAUGGCUGCUCUUCCCUGAUAAAACACAUCCUCGAAGAGGCCAACCGCCGACAGAAAACCUUCCGGAUCGUCAUCGUUGAUUCUCGUCCUCGCAAUCAGGAGCACGAAAUGUUACGCCAACUGGUGGCACAAGGAAUCGAAUGUACCUGCGUACUUAUAAAUGCAAUCAGCUACGUAAUGCCCGAGGUCACGAAGGUUUUACUGAGUGCCCAUGCUCUACUGGCAAAUGGGUGCGUCAUGUCACGCGUCGGAACGGCACAGAUAGCACUGGUGGCCAAAUCCUGUAACGUUCCGGUGCUGGUGUGCUGCGAGACCCACAAGUUCAGCGAACGCGUGCAGACCGAUGCAUUCGUGUAUAACGAAAUUGGUAAUCCCAACGAUCUGAUAUUGAACUCAGGCACACGGGAAAAUAGGCUACACAAUCCUCUUGCGGAGUGGGAGUCGAUUAGCAAUCUGACACCGUUGAAUUUGCAUUAUGACGUAACACCGCCGGAGCUUGUGACUGCCGUCGUGACAGAGGUGGCCAUUCUUCCUUGCACUAGUGUUCCGGUCAUAUUACGCAUCAAACCGUCGGAAGUCGGAUACUGAAAAACUAAAAAGUAGUUUUUCGAUCCCCUUACAGAUAAAUCCCGUACUUAUAGUUUAUGAAAUUUAGGCAAGGGAUGUCUGAUGCUUUUGGUGAAAAAAAUGACUUUGAAAAUAAAACUUGAUUUUCGAACAUGUUCAUAAUUUAUUCCUAGUAUUUUUCAUAUUUUAAUAUAACGGAUAUUCAUUGAA
This is a messenger RNA of Malaya genurostris, 2606 nucleotides long. RefSeq names its product translation initiation factor eIF-2B subunit delta (gene eIF2Bdelta). Bases 147 to 2417 code for a protein of 756 amino acids. The record is from RefSeq and is a predicted model, not a curated record. NCBI's taxonomy places the organism in Eukaryota, Metazoa, Arthropoda, Insecta, Diptera, Culicidae. The transcript is spliced from 6 exons.